CUCAUAGCUAAAAGAGCAGAUAUCAAUUACACUCCAUAACUAAAACAUACAAAAUAGAUUAAAAUGAAAAAAGCAACCUUUGUAUCCGCAUUUUUCUCUCUCCUCCCUCCCUUCUGCUUUCUCUUCCAUGAAAAAUGUUCAAUGUUCUUCAAGUCCACUAUGUCUUUUCCGAUGCAGGUGAGAUUAGCUUUUGUUUUCCUUUGGUCUUACCAAGUGGUGGAAUUAGUGCAGAUGCACCUCCCACUACGCUUAGUGAAACUGACAUUGACCGUAUGGCAUUUUUACAAGCUAACAUCACACGAGAUAACACCAAGUUCAUAAAUGGGACAAUAGUUGGUGAGAGGAAUGUUUUCCAGGUGAGAUUAGCUUUUGUUUUCCUUUGGUCUUCUCUCAUUGAGUUUCUUUUGCAAAUCGAUGCCGGAUUUGCAAAUCUCAUUCAUCGAUUCGUGCCGGUGGCUUUCCGUCUAAAUACCCCAGUUCUUGAUCUUAAUGACUUUAUAAUUGAUAGUUCCAAGUGCAUUCGUGUUUUGAUAAUUGUCAACCGUUUCGGUAACCGCAUAGAGAACCGAACCUCGCUCUUUGUGCAACUUGCAAUCAAGAGAAAACGGCUGUAA
Messenger RNA from Lycium ferocissimum, 614 nucleotides. RefSeq lists its product as uncharacterized. Lineage: Eukaryota; Viridiplantae; Streptophyta; Magnoliopsida; Solanales; Solanaceae. Bases 135 to 614 code for a protein of 159 amino acids. The record is from RefSeq and is a predicted model, not a curated record. The transcript is spliced from 3 exons.